Messenger RNA from Sorghum bicolor (sorghum), 1468 nucleotides. RefSeq lists its product as uncharacterized. Bases 1 to 441 code for a protein of 146 amino acids. The record is from RefSeq and is a predicted model, not a curated record. NCBI's taxonomy places the organism in Eukaryota, Viridiplantae, Streptophyta, Magnoliopsida, Poales, Poaceae. The transcript has 4 exons.
AUGUCAUUUUCUCAAACAGUUAAAAUCUACGCGUCCAUAUUUGUGAAAGUUGGCGAGGACACAUACAAUGGGAAGGCCAACAAGGUAACCGUCAUCUCACUCCUUGGUGCUCUUGAAGGAUUGGCUGCAAUCAGCCACAUCUUGCUUCAAGACACCGUAGAAGGUGUUAACUACAUAUUACUUGAAAAUGGCUUAACAAAGUACAGUCCCAGCCAAGAUGUGGAUGCUCUUUACAGUGACUAUAAGAAGCAAAUGAGUGGUUUGAAACAGAAUAUCAUUAGGACGGCUUCAGCAGUUGAAGUCUGCAAGGUGUUGGACCCAACUCUUCGCGAUGCGGGAACAUGCACGAUAACAUUCGUUCUCUCUAUGCUUUGUUUCCGUGGGAAAGCACUGGCCCAAGCUCCAGGCUUAAAUACUCGCCCUGCCGAGGACGAUGGUUAGGCAUCCACCUGCCCCGGAGGACGCAACUAGUGUCUGGUGAGUUCGAUUUAUCAUUAGUUGAUCGAUGCUAUUCAGGAUAGCGUCAAGGGCCCUAUUCAUUGUGUAUGUAACCCUCACCCGGCGCUGUGCAGACUUUCAGUAAAAUUGCGACACGUGGACGAGUGUAGAUACAGCUGACUCCACGUCUCAGCGCUGGCUUGCGAUCGGACUCGGCUCCAUGCGGCAGCCGCGGCUGAUGGCUUGGCGCCUCGGCCUAAUCUCGUUCGUCUCCUCGUGCUCAACGUCGGUCAGCCGCCGCUCUCUCCUCUCCAAUUGCAGUUGCUACACCGUCGUCCACCCCCACCUGCAAGGCUGCAAUUGCUCUCGAUCGCUAUCCCUGUCUCAACUUUGCAACAUAAUCCCCCUCGCCGUCUGCCUCUCCCAUCAGAUCAUCAGUGCCAAAGAUGCAUUAGCUCGUUGUCUGCCUCGCCUGAUCCGAUGGUGCCGGACAUACAGCUGCUGGAUUCCAGCAAGGCGCAUGGGGCGUCCGUCAAGGAGAAGCGCGAUGUGAUUCCAAUUCUUCAUAAGGCAACUGCUUCUGCAGUUUUUUGUUUGUGCUGCUGGCCGCCGUUCACCUGCCUCCAAUUGAAUUAGAUCACACUAUAUAUGUCGCUACCUAGUAUUACUGUGGCACCGCGUGAUGGCGGCUGUCUCCUGUAGCUGUAAUUGCAGUGCUUUUCCAAAAUCCCAUCUAUGAUCAAACCCGCCGCGAAUUAACAAGCCCGUUUAGCUUGUGGGUGCGAGCUAACGCCAACCAGACUAAGAGCCGAGGACAUCUAUUGUGGCCUUGCGGCUGCAAGCGCUGGGGGCUCCAGCCAAUCGAAGUCAUGCCUCGUAAUAUUAGUGGAGAUCCGCACCGUACCAGGUAAGGACGGUCCGCACCUAAUUUUUUUUUCCGUUUACAUGCACAUGCCUUUCGUGGCUGCAAUCUUCUUAGGCCCUUUCCGUCCAAAAUUUUUUCAUCCAUCCCAUCAAAUCUUUGGACACA